Lingula anatina is the source of this 1060-nucleotide messenger RNA. RefSeq lists its product as uncharacterized. NCBI's taxonomy places the organism in Eukaryota, Metazoa, Brachiopoda, Lingulata, Lingulida, Lingulidae. The record is from RefSeq and is a predicted model, not a curated record.
UGUGACGUUAACCCGCACGGUGACAUACAGUCUUAACGACAGGUCAUCUUGAGAAGCACGUCUCUUUUGACCAAACCUGUAAUCCUACUCAAAAUGGCUACUGGACUUAAAGAUGAGAAAGUGAAUGGACAGAAUUCAGAUGAAUCAAGUCUUGGACUUCGUACAGAAGAAAGAGCAAAAUCUAGAGCAGGCCAUCUGGCCUUAUGGAUAGAUGCAGAAAGUGGACACUCCGGCUCUUCUUCCAGGCCGAUAACACCACUUGAUUGCGCGGCAGUUCCUUUGCAUCUUUCACGUAGAUUGCCUACGACAGCUACAGAUAGAGACCCAGCAGUUUAUUCUAUCUUGUUGGAAGAAAGGCUAAGGACAGCGGAAAAACUGAGAAGGGAGCAACUUAAGGCGAAGACACCAUCCACUGGAGCAAGAUUAGAAAAAGCUACACAGAAGAAAUUGGAAGAAGAUAUAAUAGACCAAGAAAGGAAAAGACAAAUAGUUGAGGCCAAGUUGGAGAAGAUGAGAAGAAGACCGGAAGAAAUUAGAAAGAAAAAAGAACAGAUGGAACUUGAAAAGAAGAAAGCUCGGGAGGCAAUGGAAAAGGCAAUAAAGGCUGUGGACAUGGACAAAGUGCAGGAUGAAUCCAAAUUGCAAGAAGAGAGACUCAGAUUCGAGGAGGAGUGCCUUAGGAACUGUGAAAAUAACCAAAAGAAAUACCCCAUUCAGCGCGAUGUGUUUGAAGAAACCAAGGCCCCCUCUCGAUUCAGACGAUGGUGGAAUUCCGUUGUUGAUGCCAUCAGAUCAUUAUCUUGCUUUGGUGGACGCCGACGCAACAGAGUUCACCCUAUGAAGUAAAUGGCCCUGGCGAUGGAGGACCGGAGAGCGCACGAUAGAACUGAUUUAUCGCUAUUAAAAUUUAGUGGAGUGUACUAAACAUUUUGUCAGAGAGACAAAGACGACGAAAAACGGUACAAAAAAGAGGAAAUGACAUAUUUAUCACCGAUUCAAAGUGCCGGUUAAUGUUAUUAUUAUUUUUCUUUAUUCGUAAAGAACGUUGGUAUUCUUUUAA